Molecule: messenger RNA, 1200 nt
Organism: Cydia amplana
Lineage: Eukaryota; Metazoa; Arthropoda; Insecta; Lepidoptera; Tortricidae
Exons: 6
Coding region: 187-1200 (337 amino acids)
Source: RefSeq, a predicted model, not a curated record
GAGGCCGAGCUGCAGUGCAGCAUAUGCUCGGAGCUGUUCGUGCGCGCCACCACCCUCGGCUGCUCGCACAGCUUCUGCCGCUACUGCAUCCGCAAGUGGACCGCCAAUAAGAGGGAGUGCCCCAUCUGCAGAGCGGCCAUAACUUCGGAGUGUAGAAGUAUAGUGCUAGACUCGCUGGUCGACAAAAUGGCGGACUCCGCGGACGCUAAGAAAAAACGUCAGGAGCUGGUCAAAGCCAGGGACGAACUGGAGGCUAAGGAACCCACAACGACGGCCAAUCGCGAAAACCAAAACUACCUCUUUGACCCGAACUUUAUCCGCGAUUUCUUGCAAGGCGAGAUAUCUAACUCCGAAUCGAGCUACCGCGGCCGAGAAUCUUCACUGGAACCCGAUUCCGACAUGCUCGUACCCAUGGACACGGACUCGGGGUCGGCGCCCUCUGGCUUUGAUUCCGAUGUGUUCUCGGGCCGCGACGGGAAUGGGGAAUCGGAGUAUGAAGAACCCGAGAAUGAACCCGAGAAUGAAGAGAACUAUGAGGGGUAUUCGGGGGAAAGUGAUCGAGAAAAUGAGGAGAUUUACGAUGAAGCGCCGGAAAACGAGGAAGAAGAGCACGAAGGCAUCUCCGAGAACGAGGGCCACGACGACGAGAAUUAUGUUGAAGGCGAGAACUCUCCGACCGAGAACGAAGAGCAUGACGAGAAUGAUCCGGAAUACAAUGAAGGUGAAGAAUCACCGUCGGAGGAUUACGAUGAAGAACCAGAGAAUUAUGAUGAGGGUGACAAUACAGAACCGGAGAAUUAUGAUGAGGGUGACAAUACAGAACCGGAGAAUUAUGAUGAGGGUGACAAUACAGAACCGGAGAAUUAUGAUGAGGGUGACAAUACAGAACCGGAGAAUUAUGAUGAGGGUGACAAUACAGAACCGGAGAAUUAUGAUGAGGGUGACAAUACAGAACCGGAGAAUUAUGAUGAGGGUGACAAUACAGAGCCAGAGAAUUAUGAUGAGGGCGAGAAUUCAGCUCCAGAGAAUUAUGAUGGUGACAAUACAGAGCCAGAGAAUUAUGAUGAUGGUGAGAACUCGGGUCCUGAAAAUUACGAAGGUGAUUCAGCUCCGGAGAAUUAUGAUGAAGGCGAUUUUUCAGCGCCCGAGUAUGAUGGAGACUCGGGUGAUGGCGGUGACGAUGAUGAUGAUUAUUAUUAA